CCAAUACGCAUGCAUGACGCUGGUCUCCAAGACUACAUCAUGGUAUAAAUGGACAAAGGCGCAGUAGACAUUACAGAGCGGUCAGAGAAGGGAAACAACAUGCAGCUGUUCAGAGUUCCACCCUAUUUACCUUUACUGGUUUUAACAUGCUGGGCAGUUCUCCAAGGCGUCUCUGGGUCGUGCUCGGCUGACAGUGAUUGCCAUCCAGGCACAUGCGACACAGGCACCAGCACCAGCACAUGUGACUGUACCGGUACUGGGUUUGAUGGUGACAACUGUGAAACUGAUAUCGAUGAAUGCACUGAUGGUACAGAUAACUGCCAUGAAAACGCUGACUGCACAGACACGGAAGGCUCCUUCACCUGUACAUGCAAGGCUGACCAUGUUGGGGACGGAGUGGAAUGCGAACGUACUGUUUGUACAGCGGAUGGCAACGAGUGCUUAAAUGGCGGUACUUGUAAUAUCCCUUCGGGUGGUACAGCUGGUACAUGUUCAUGUGAAAGUGGAUACAGUGGUCCUCUUUGUGCAGAUGCCUCUGGUGCUGCUACGGUAUCGGUGCACUUCCUUCUGCUCAUAGUUGUUGCUGUCCUCGCAACGCUGUGCCUCAACUGAAUACAAACAGGACCAGAAUACGACUAAUAGAGUGUAGUAGAUGUGUUUAAUUUUCCAACAAAACUUCAUAGACGUGGAUACUUCAUUUCGUUUAAUGUUGUGAUUGAUUAAUUGUGCUUACGAGACUCGCACUAAAUCUGGUUAUAGUAACAUCAUUCAAUAUUUUCAACAAUAGAUUGUCGUUUUAUUGGUGACAUGUGUGAAAUGUUACAUCCUGAUUAGAAAUUUAACAGUGUGAAUAAUCGAACAAAUACUCCAAAAUUUGAAAAAAAUUAAACCCCAGCAUAAUUCCUAGAAAGGAACAUGUCCACGUGUGUUAUUCGGACUUGCAUUUCAGUGAUUUUGAUUUCGUCUGUUUCACGCCAAUGUAAUUCCCUCAUUGUUGAUAAGAAGACAAAAUUCGUCCCUGGUUACUUUUAGGCCAUUGAUGACAUGUUACUGAUGACGUGGAACUCUCCCCCAGUGACCACCGACACAGAGUAAAUGUUAUCUACUUCUUAUCUACAGUGACAGUGACCGAUUGUUACCUACCCACCCAAAGGACCUUUUAUGAUGUAUAAUCUGAUUAAUAGUUUAUAAUAAAAUAAAAUACAUGCAUU
Haliotis rufescens (red abalone) is the source of this 1211-nucleotide messenger RNA. RefSeq names its product delta-like protein 1. The record is from RefSeq and is a predicted model, not a curated record. Gene Ontology annotation, cellular component: protein-containing complex; plasma membrane. The transcript is spliced from 5 exons. Gene Ontology annotation, biological process: heterophilic cell-cell adhesion; establishment or maintenance of epithelial cell apical/basal polarity. Lineage: Eukaryota; Metazoa; Mollusca; Gastropoda; Lepetellida; Haliotidae. Gene Ontology annotation, molecular function: calcium ion binding. The coding region runs from base 49 to 612 and encodes 187 amino acids.